This is a messenger RNA of Peromyscus californicus insignis, 2029 nucleotides long. Its product is annotated as putative histone-lysine N-methyltransferase PRDM6. NCBI's taxonomy places the organism in Eukaryota, Metazoa, Chordata, Mammalia, Rodentia, Cricetidae. The transcript is spliced from 3 exons. The record is from RefSeq and is a predicted model, not a curated record. The coding region runs from base 1286 to 1855 and encodes 189 amino acids.
GCCGCCGCCGCGCACUCCGGCGCGGGUUUUCCUGCGCAUCGGAGUAGACAGCCUGGAGGGGGCAGGCGCGGUUCAACCCCGGAGCCCCAGGAGCCGGUGGCAGGGUGGGCUCUGGUCAUCAGCAGGGAGAAGGCCAAAGUGGAAGGGGGCUGGCGUGGUAGCCUGCUGAGAUCGCCGCGAUGACGGACAGGCAGGGUGGGCUUGGGUUCAUUUCCUCCUCUGUCUAGGCCUGAAGGACACAGAGUAGCAUCUCAAGGCUUCUCUGCAGUUGGUUUUUCCCAAGUGGGUAUUUGAACCCUGGCCUUCGACUGUCCGUGGUUCACAGGGCUCGUUAGGCCUCUGUUGGGCUGCAGAAGCUCGGUCCCAAGAGUGAACACUUGCAUUGAUUUAUGGAGAUUUUUCUAUAGCAGUACGGUUGGCCUUCAGCUGAGACUGAGGGAAAUAUUGACCAUAGAAGAGGCUGUGGGAUGAAAGAGCCAGGAACUCCUCCAACACAUGGCGGCCCUCCGUUCCCAACAGCUCAACUCUGAGCACGAUCAGUUAGUUCUCUUUUACGCGUCAAUACCUUGUGUAUGGUUCUAGCACAUUCCCUGUUGGAGAUAGCAGAAAUAGCAUUUCAUAGAUGGAUGUCAGUCACCCUGCUGGACUGUCACACCAUGAAGGCAGAGGCUGGGAUUUUUAAUUUGCUUCUAUUCCCGGGUCUAGUCGGAGAACUUAUGGCGCCUCAGUAAACUCAUAAUGUAUGAAGAUGAAGAAAAAAGCCCACCUCCAGUGUAAGGAAGACGGUCUGAGUUCAUUAUCCGAAGGAGGAGUGGGUUGGAAAAGAGCCAUUACUUAGUAGUUACAAUUAUUUUCAGAAUUACCUUUCCAAAGGAGAUGGUAGGUAGCACUGUCUCUGUGUAUUUGAGAGUCCUCAAGACUAGCGCAGCCACACCAGCAUCUGGGGUUUGUUACUUACAGGCGCUUUUGCGGCAGGACUCAACCACUCUGGGAGAGGGGCCUAGCAUGCUGCUCUAGCAGCCUUCCCAGUGAGUCGGCCCCAGGCUCCAGUUUAACAACCCUUGGUUUGGUGAAGAACAAACUAAGGAUGUCCAGACGCCUGCAGUAGGUCCACUUACUGGCUAACAAACCGGUAGCAAAGGAGAUAAUGCUUUUCCUUUUCACAGGUGUGCUUCUCGCCCGGCUUUAUCUGGCUGUGAUUUUCCAGUGCAGGAAUGUUCGUGUGUGGCAUAUGUCUGGGCGUGGGGAAUGAGGCGGCAGAAGGCAGGAGAAGGUUCACCUUCCAAUGUUCAGCUCGCCCGGCCGGCUGUGGGCAGCUCUCAUCUGGGAAUAUUUUUCCCAUCUAAAGGAACGCAGACGUGUGGGAGACGAGUUCCUCCAACUGCCUUUUGGUGCAGACAGACGCCCCGGCCACCUGGAGGGAAUACCCGGGCUGCCCCGCGCCCCCAGCUUCUGGGUGUCACCCUGGCGCCCCCUGCCCCCUUGCGGUGCGGCAGCCGGGGCCUCCUCCACCUGCAGGGGUCGCCCUGGGAGCGCGGCCCGCCCCCUUCCGCUGCGGCCUCCGCCCCCGGCCCCGCCUUGCUGGGUUCGCCGGCUCCGCCAGGCCCCUCCGAUCCUUUCCUCGCGCAGCCGCCGCCAAAGCCUGGAGAAGUGGAAUCUCGCCGCCGCUGCUCCCUGCGCGGGCCUCGCGGAGCCGCACUGGGCAUGCUCAGUCGCCGGAGCCAGUGCUGCUCUAAGUAGGAAGCUCGCGUGCUGCAGCCCGCAGCUGAUCCCGGCGCUCAGCGGACUGCGAGACCCUAGGAGCCGGAGCCGGAGCCGAUCGAGCGUCGCACAGCACGGUGUUGGGGAUCAGUGAAACCCAGAGCAUCGGAAGUGCUAGGUUGGAGCAUCUGUGGGGGAGCUGGUGUGCUCUCUAGCCAAGCAAUGCUGUGGUUGGAUCUGCCCAGCCCUGGAAUAGAACCCUUUGCCGGAUGGAAAAUCCAUAAACGAAAGCUCCUGUGAAAAGCUGAUUCCGACGCUGACGUCAGUG